GACGGCUUUUCAGAUGCGGAAAGGGAGUCAAUUGGCGCGCAGCGGGUGGUCUUCGGCUUGACCGAGGAUGUUGUGAGCCUGGAUCGGGAUCCGGGGUCGGCAGCCGGGAUUUGCGGCGUGCGCAGACUGUUUGUAGUGAGGAAAGAGAGACGAAGUAGAGGAGGGGGAGGUCAGGAGGAGAGAGGAAGAGGAGAAGGAGAAGGAAGGAGCCUUCCUGCGCGAGCAAGCGCAGAGUGUAGGGCCUACUCGCUCGUGUUUGCUGAUUGUAUCUGUCAGCAAUUUUCCGACCACAUUCCGUCGAUAAAGUCCUUGGGUGUACUCGUGUCCGAGGAUUAGGGUUCUGGGAGAGCUCCUAGUUGUGUCUUCUUUUUCAUAGAAGACGGUGAUUGGUUGAUGGGCCGACUGAUUGGACAUAUUUAAGGCACAGAUGAGAGCCAGCUACCGGUAGUAAUCCGCUCGCUGACGUGGCGACGUGGCGACCUGGCGACCGGAGGUUGGAGCUUGGUGCCUAGAAGUUGACGUCAACAGUUGGCACAGACAUUCGGAGGGGAUCCACAGGAUGCACCGACGACGGACACGUGGAGGUCAUCGACCACCAGUUUUGGAUAUCGACUAAUCCGUUUCCAUCCUUUUUCUCUUUACGCGCUCAGCUCUCUUUAAGAAUAUGGAGAGGAUGAACCACACACCGUGGACAGGGCCUUGCAUCUGCCAUGCCAUCUGUGUUGAAGGAGGAGCUGCGACCGCAAUUGGAGCACUUAUAUACUUCCACUUCCAGCAGCUUGUGGUUCCCUUCAUCUUCUGGUGGCUUUGUGGUCUCUACAUGGCAGGACCACGCAGCGAGAUACAGAGAAAAUAUCGGUUAGAGGAGCAUCGGGAGAUGCAGGUCAGAUUGAUUGACGAUAUUGAGAUGAAGACCGUCAGUGAACCGCCACCUAUUCAGUCAAUGGAGGGGCCAACAUCUCCAGCGCGCUCGCCGAGAGCGGCAGAAUGAUUCCGACCGUGAUAAGUACUGUAAGUUGGGUCAAGAACGGGUUCAKUCAGCUGUCAGUAAUWUCGGAUAAUUUUGGAAAAUCACUUUUUGCCAUUUUCGGCAUUACACGCAGGCUGUGCUCCGGGGCGCUUGUUCCGCAAAUGAWCCGACUCCGGAGUCGUGUUUGGUUCCACAGAUCCGCYAACUCCGGGGCCGUUUGUUCAUUGUUUUGGCGUUUCUYGUGAUUUUGCGACGAGUAGUUGUCCGCUCCGUGGUCAAGGUUAUGCCCUGUCGUGGAUUGGCGACUGGGUGGAGGGGUCUGGUGUGGUGUGCAUUGCGCACACACUUUUUCUGUGAAUUCGCCGGCGGAGAGUACGGRCCUGGGUUGUUGUAUUUGGUGGGUGGUGUGCGCWCAUGAUCAGCCAAGCAUAGAAGUCUAGUAAGCCCAGCCUCGACUUUUUUGCACUAAUCUGGUUGCGAUUGCGGUCUGUUACAUCCGCAGAUAAUAAUUGUAUUGUGAGGAUCGUAUAACUCAUCUGCGGGGCGUUGGCGAUACCUCGUCCGCUGAGGGCUUUCGAGGAGUGGUUGGGUUCUUCGUUUCCAGGUAAACAAUCGCUUCUCUCUUUCCCUUCAUCGCUUAUGCUUGGGUUAGACACUCGGCAUGGAUACGCGCAUAUGCUGGAGAUGCCACGGAUGCAGGGAUCGGCAAUGUCACGUUGUGUCCAUCUGUCUUUUGUUCCAAAGGUCAGGUUUCAAUACAGAGGGUUGGGGAGUGCGCCUGACGUGAUGCCCUUCCCAAUGUUGCAGGUUUUGUGCUGUGAUAGCUGAGACUGUGAAGGAAGUUAAUCAGAAGUUCAAUCUUAGAGAGUGCUUCGCACGACUUCACUGUGGCUGGCGGCUUACCGAGGAAGCCACCCCAGAAAGAAAGAGCAAGCUGGAAACAGCU
Chara braunii is the source of this 1916-nucleotide messenger RNA. The record is from the annotation of a GenBank genome assembly. NCBI's taxonomy places the organism in Eukaryota, Viridiplantae, Streptophyta, Charophyceae, Charales, Characeae.